UACCCUGUGAUAAUUAGAGGCAGGUCAGAGGUGUCGGAAUUUGGUGAUACAUGGAUAUCUGCGUACAAGCGACAGCCGUGACGAAUCGUUGGUAUGCAAGAUGGGUCAUCCUACUGCUAAAUAUUUUCCGGCAUAAUAUUCACAUGUAUUAAUCAUCAAUUCAAAUACUUAAAGAGUGCACACUUCACAUUUGUCCAUUUUACGUUAAGUUGGAAUACUGGCAUAAGGCAAGGUUAAGCUAUGCACCUCUUACUUUUCAUAAUAGGAUUCUCUGCCAUUUCUCUGGGCAAUGGCCAGCAACCACAACCAGUCCGAAAUCAGUGUAUGCGAGAAGUGGAACAACUCAGCGCCUCUUGUUUCCAGCGAUCAGGACUCUCUAUGCUUACCAUUGAUGCUGUGUUGACCAAUGGAACUAUAGCACCGCUACCUCCCAAUUCCAAUAUAAUGGACCUUAGGAAGACGUUAUGUGGAAUAAGAGCCCAAAUAAUACAGUGCAUAGUCCCAACAACUUUAAACAUGCGUGGAAAGCCACCAUGCACGGACAGCGCAGAGUUUAACUUCGCAGAAAAUCAAGUAGUCAGAAGAUUAACAGCGUUACAAAACGCUUGUGGUGCAGGUGUGAUGCCGCAGGCGAACUCCUGUAUGCGGAUGUUGGACAGAAACAUGCAGCAGUGCUACACUACCGCGGGACUCAGCCCCAGCAUGUUUGGUUCCAACGAGACGGAGAUCAAGGGCGCCAUCAUAGGAAAGGACAAAAAGGCGGCCGCCAAAUUCUGUGGAGUCCGUAGUACCUUAUUUUCGUGCAUGCGUAACGUGAUUGAAGGUUGUGAGGGAGCCAAUGAGUACAUGUUGUUGACUGGUUACGACCACGCCUCUAUGGAGGCCAGCAUCGACCUGCUCUGUGGAGACAUUGACGUGUACGUGGAAGGCCUGGUGUGUUUCCAGAAACCCAGCAUAGCUGUACAAAAAUGUCUGGACACCAUGUCCGCAAACAUGGUGGACCUAGCCGCUCGGCAAAUCCAGCAGAAUCUAGAUAUGGACGCUUUCUUCUCGGAGUACUGCAAAGUCCGGGUAGAGCAUUUGAGCUGUGACAUGGGUGCAUGGAAACAGUCUUGCAGUAAAGCAGGCGUGGGUCUGAAGAACGAGUUCGAAUGUACAAUGCUUCCUUCCACCUGCCAGAAAGACGUUACUCUGCAGACCGUACUCAAAGACAAUGUGUGUAAUACCACAGCUUUCUAUAAGGAGUUCCGUCAGCCGCCGGGUAGAGGGUCGGGAUCCACAUUUAGUCUGUCUACAGUGCUAGGAUCUCUAGUGACCUUAUUGUUUGUCAUGGUAUUUUCCUAACCUUAAUAAGAACUAGUCAAUUGCAUAAUAGGAUUUGAGUGCUUUAUUGUAUAUAUUUUUUCGUGAUUUUUUAAACAUUUUGAAUAUAUGAUUGUACAUAUUGGAAUAGUAUAGUAGUUUACUGUAAAAAGAAACCGUAAGAUGUCCCAAAAUUGAGGAUUUUGAGACUGGAAUUGUUCAAUGCCUGGGAAGAACCCAAGCAAUAUAUACAGCAAAAACCAAAUAGGUAAGGAAUCGAAUGAGUUCAUGUGCUUAUAGU
Molecule: messenger RNA, 1603 nt
Organism: Saccostrea cuccullata (small rock oyster)
Lineage: Eukaryota; Metazoa; Mollusca; Bivalvia; Ostreida; Ostreidae
Exons: 7
Coding region: 241-1344 (367 amino acids)
Source: RefSeq, a predicted model, not a curated record